This is a messenger RNA of Spodoptera littoralis (African cotton leafworm), 1389 nucleotides long. Lineage: Eukaryota; Metazoa; Arthropoda; Insecta; Lepidoptera; Noctuidae. The record is from the annotation of a GenBank genome assembly.
UAAAAAUCAGUGUAUGAGAAAGAAAAUAACGGACAACAUUUCUUUACUAAUUCGUGUAAUUCAUUUGAUAAGGUUUUAUCUACGGAGCAAGUAUAAAUCUUGGAUACCGUUAUCAAUGAAAAUAUAUGGUGCACAAUGUCAACACUAAUCGCAAUCACAAGCGCGUGGUAUUAGCGGCCGGGCAGUAAUUAACACAUUUUCAAUAAUUAACAUUGUUUCAUUGGAGCUGUGAUUGUGAAAAUGUGUGGUGUGAUCGGUAGCGUGUCCACGCUGGUGAUAGGCGCCAUCCUUGUGAUCGGCAGCUGUAUCGUCGGCUUCCUUGUGGUUCCUAACAUCGUCCGCAAUGUCAUCAUAAGCGAGGUCGUGCUAAAUGAAGACACAAUACAGAUGGACAGGUUCGAAGAGAUACCCUUCUCAUUGAACUUCACUGUGAUGAUCUUCAACAUCACCAACCCUCAAAGUGUGUUGAACGGCGGCGUGCCAUUCACUCGGGAGAUACUUGGAAUUGACGGUGAUAUAAUUAGGUACAAGAGACACGAGCACUUUGUCUUUGACCCCGUCCUCUCGUUCCCACGUACAGAAGAAGAUAUACUGACUAUCAUCAACGUGCCGUACCACGCCAUCAUCCAAGUUGCGGAAACGUUGUACCCGAACUUGAUGCCAUUAGUAAACCUUGCAAUUAAUGGUGUUUUUGGAAAACACAAUCAGCCGUUUGUCAAUAUCACGGCUCGUGAGUUACUGUUCGAUGGUAUCCCGCUGUGCAAGGACACUGGUAUGAUAGCAACCAUCGCGUGCAACAUCAUCAGGAACAUCGCUCAAGGAGCCCGGAAUAUUGAACAGUUGGAAGAUGAGUCUCUCGUGUUCUCAAUCUUAGAUUAUAAAGAACAACUACCAAGCGAAGAAUAUGAGGUACUAAGGGGUCUCAAUGACCCUGCAGAUUUAGGUCGUAUCCUGAAAUAUGGUGGCUACAACCGGUUCCGACACUGGGCCAAGAGCCCUGAAGGUGGAGUGACUCCCUGUAACCAGAUCAAUGGUACUGAUGCUGGAAUUUACCCACCUUUCGUCAAUAGGGAAGAAAGCCUUUACGCUAUCAACACAGACAUCUGCCGAUCAGUGGAGCUCCGGUACGAGCAUGAUACAGAAUACAAGGGUAUCCCAACAUAUAGAUAUGCAGCUAAUGAGUGGCUUCUAGACAACGAUGAAGGUUGCUUCUGUCUGAAUGCAACGCGAGGCCUGAAUCGGGAAGAUGGUUGCCUCCUUAAAGGUGCAAUGGAGUUGUAUAGCUGUGUCGAUACACACCACGCCCUUACUACCAUACCUUCGCCUUCAACUACAGAGAUAUCAUGCUAUAUACCAACAGGACGUGUAAUGAAGCGCCAUCUACUAUGA